AUGGACGCUCAAUCAUCAGGCACAUUACAGUCGCCUUCAACAUUCUCCGGCAGUUCCAAAACUGGCAGCAGUCGAUCUGGAGUGUCCUCUGCCGAGGAUCAAGAUUUUACAAAGGACAAUGCUGCAUCUCCAAUCGAUUUGGAGUGUCACAUCCAAGCAGAACGAAUCACUAAGAUCCUGGACGGAGCAGUCUAUAAAACAAAAUUGGCUCUCUGUCUUCCGAACCUGGUGCAAGAGUAUCGUACCCUCAACUCCAUAUUAUCACCCCAACAUAUGGAAGACCUGGUCUUUAUAUUUGAGCAGUAUGAUAAUCCGUUGUUCUCGACCAGUCUCCUCAAUAUGGCUGCUAUGGAAGACAUUAAGACGGGCGAUAUUUCAUUGAAGAAUCGUCUUAACCCUGAACUUGGUCAUUUGAUGUAUAUAAUGAACAGCUAUCCGGCACUUCGUCCAAUCGUAGAAGAAAUGAUUCAAGAGAUGAAGAUUGAAUAUGCAGAAUUUGGUGAGACUAGGCAGCGAGUCACGGGACUGGAUUACCUUCUUACUCUAGAACAUUUCCGUGAGCUGAUGAUACGGCAGAUGGAAACCACAGCUGCUGAGGAAUUAGCCGCUAAGUUUAAUACCAGGAAACUUGAGGCUUCUAAUGACAAUUUGCUGGCGAAAAUCAAAGAAUACACGGAAACCUUAAAAGAUGAAAACGAGAGAUUUGAAGAAACGAUGAAAAUGAAAUCAGCCAUGAUCGCGAAGUUAGAGAAAGAAUUGGCCAUGCUUAAUCAAGAAGCGGACGUCAAACUUAAGAAAAAAAUUUUGGAUUCCGAUCGUCAAAUGGUUUUGUCCACGCGGGCCCAUAUAGUCAAGAAUGAAAUGCUCAAAGAAGAAGAGUUGGAAUCGAAGGAGAAUUACGAAAAUUUAUUGCGAACUCACCUUAUUGAUGAAAAAAAUCAACGAGCUAGAAGAUUUAAAGUAGAGACCCAGUUGCUGUCGUGGCUACAAAAAUAUGACCUUGAAAUGGGUGACAAACAAGUUGAUCUCGACGAUUAUACUGAGAAGUAUGAAGAUGAAUUGCGAAAAUGUGAAGAACUAGAGGAAAAAUUAGCUGAACAAGACAAAGAAUAUAUUCCAUUGAUGGCAGAACGAGAAGCGGAGUAUCACCAGGAGAUGACUGAGAAAAUGAAUAAGUUCCUCUUAGAACAUGCAGCGAGAGUCAUUCAGAAUGCAUGGAGAGAAGUGUUGGCUAAUAGAGCUGAGAAGAAACGGCUCAAGAAGCUGCAGAAGAAAAUGCAAGCGGCCGCUGCAGCAGCAGAGAAGAAAGGUGGAAAGAAGUAGAAGUGUUCUUCUUUAAUUGUGAUUUCUUUUAAUUAUAAAACUAUUUCUAUGUAUUU
Molecule: messenger RNA, 1379 nt
Organism: Vanessa atalanta (red admiral)
Lineage: Eukaryota; Metazoa; Arthropoda; Insecta; Lepidoptera; Nymphalidae
Product: dynein regulatory complex protein 10-like
Exons: 10
Coding region: 1-1323 (440 amino acids)
Molecular function (GO): protein binding
Source: RefSeq, a predicted model, not a curated record